Molecule: messenger RNA, 1500 nt
Organism: Anisakis simplex (herring worm)
Lineage: Eukaryota; Metazoa; Nematoda; Chromadorea; Rhabditida; Anisakidae
Source: the annotation of a GenBank genome assembly
AUGGCGUCGUUGACACCGAGUAGUUCGACAUCAAAUUUCACCACCGUUAAAAGCACGCAAUGUCGAAUUGCGGACGUAAUGGAUUUCUUUUUCGUUGCUCACCCGGAAUCAGGCCGAAAAGAGGGCGACGAAGGCGAACGUAUCAUGUUUUUCCAGAGCCAAAAACCUGAAACUUUCGAGAAGCAGGUAAUUGAUUCGUUUGGAACUAUUUGUUUGACUCAAGUGACAGGGUUUGCGGAGGCAGUUGUUAAUUUUACGAAUAAUUUCAUCGGUGAUAAUAAUGAGCGGGAUCUGGAGUAUCCGCAUCGAUACGUGAAUACCAUAAAACAAUUGCAUGUUUAUGUGCUUGUUGAAUCGUCACGAUUUAUCGUUGGAACUGCACUGAAUAAGACGUUGUGUACAAAUGAGGAAUACACUUUGCACGCUCCAACGAUUCGUUCCAUUAUCAUUACUGCUUAUAAAAUGUUUCGAUUGUUUUUUGGCUCAUUCACGAAACUGUUGAUUACUGAUCGUGCACGCUUGAAAGACCGCCUUCAGUAUUUCUUCUCGAGGUAUUUGUCGUUGUUACGACUGAACCAGAUGCCUCUUGUGGAUUUAUUUUGUGGUGUGGAUUUUUUACCUCUGGAUAGUGUGUGCUUCCUUCGUGUGGAAAAUCUGUUGGGUCGGUUGCGAGAAUCAUUUCCGCAAAUCUCGAAAGCGAUGUUCCUCUAUCAAGGAAGACUUUUAUCGUAUUCCGUUCCAAAAGAGGAUCUCGCCGUUUUGUUCCAGUAUCUGACACAAAAUCUGUUGAGCAUGUCGAUGAAAGCUGAGCUGCAGCCAACGUAUCACAUUGGAAGGUCAGACUCAGCACCGCAUCAUCAUGGACGCUUUCUGACUGGUACAACCGACAUAACUGCUGGAGCAGUGUUGGCAAACGUGAAAGAUGCAAAAUUACCAGUCGUCUACUUGUCAUCUGAAAGCGCAUCAUCGAACAAGUUGAUACCUUAUGAACUGAUAGUUUAUCGAGCAUUAAAUGCUACACUCUGCAUGUUUGUUCGUAAAGAUGUGAGUUCGGAUUUUCUACGUGAGCUCGAUUCGAUGCUCGGACCCGAAUUAAGUUCGUUGGCAUCAACAAUCGCCGAUGCUUAUGGCACACAGUGUAAAUCGACACCGAAAGGAGAUACCGACUUCCAUUUCAUCUACUUCAACCCAUCCAGUUUGAGUCUCAAAACAAGUUUCUUGGAACCAGUCGGUGAAAUCAGCAAAACGUCUUCGUUACCUCCAAUUCCACCCAAUAUCUGCAUGAUGGUAUGUGAAACGAUGGAUCAAUAUUUGAAUGGGAAUAAUUGCGGUGAAAUAUCGAUUAGAUCUGAAUCGGAUUGGUGGAUUGUUGGAAAGAAAAUAAAUGGUCGAAUUCUGUUGUUGAUGCUGCACAAUACCUCGUUGACAUGUUUGGCUGAUGUACAGCAACAUGUUAAUAACAUCAUUAAACAACAUUUCAAUUAUAUUUUUGUGAUAUAA